CUCUAUGAUUCAUAGAGAAUUGUAUAUUCCCAGUCUAAAACCAUGGUAUAAUUUUGAUACGGUACCCAUGGAUUACCCAAAAACGUGCAUCAGUAGGUAGCUAGUUUUCCCCUGUGCUCACGCCGUGGUGAAUUGGCGGCGGCCCAAUUGAGAGGGAAGGCGAUUGGUGACGAUGGAGCUGAAAGAGAUUCAGAGACUCGAAGGUCACACUGAUAGGGUUUGGAGCUUGGAUUGGAACCCCGCCACUGGACACGCCGGUAUUCCGCUCGUCUUUGCUUCUUGCAGCGGCGACAAAACCGUCCGAAUCUGGGAGCAGAACCUCUCCUCUGGUCUAUGGGCUUGCAAGGCGGUUUUGGAAGAAACACACACUCGAACUGUUCGAUCUUGUGCUUGGUCACCGUCGGGGAAGCUUUUGGCCACUGGAAGUUUCGACGCCACCACUGCCAUUUGGGAAAAUGUUGGUGGCGAUUUUGAGUGUGUUUCUACUUUGGAGGGACAUGAAAAUGAAGUGAAGAGUGUGUGUUGGAAUGCGUCUGGCACGUUGCUAGCUACUUGUAGUAGAGAUAAGUCUGUUUGGAUAUGGGAAGUUCUGCCCGGGAAUGAGUUUGAGUGCGUGUCUGUGCUGCAAGGACAUGCGCAGGAUGUGAAAAUGGUGAAGUGGCAUCCCACAGAGGAUAUCUUAUUUUCGUGUAGUUAUGAUAAUAAUAUUAAGGUUUGGGCGGAUGAAGGUGAUAGUGACGAUUGGCAAUGCGUCCAAACCCUUGGGGUGCCUAAUAAUGGACAUACUUCCACUGUCUGGGCUCUCUCCUUCAGUGCGAGUGGUGACAGAAUGGUUUCGUGUAGCGAUGAUCUUACCGUGAAGGUCUGGGGAACAGAAAACACAGAGAUUCAAUCUGGUGGUGGGUUUGCACCCUGGAAACAUCUUUGCACUCUUACCGGGUAUCAUGAUCGGACAAUUUUCUCAGUUCAUUGGUCAAGAGAAGGUAUCUUUGCCAGUGGAGCCGCUGAUGAUGCUAUACGCCUUUUUGUGGAUGACAAUGAAAGUCAGGUUGGUGGUCCUCUCUACAAGUUGCUGCUAAAGAAAGAGAAGGCCCAUGACAUGGAUGUAAAUUUUGUGCAGUGGAGCCCUGGGGAGAAGCCGCUGCUAGCCUCUGCAAGUGAUGAUGGAACAAUCAAGGUGUGGGAGUUGAUAUCAUAAUGAUGAUGUUAGUUUUUUCUCAUUUGCUGUAUGAGUAGCACAGAUUUACACUGGUGAAGCCUAUAGAAGUGCUAGAUGUGCAGGCACCCUCAUAGUUCUUUUUCUAUUAUCUUAAGUUUUAUUUACUACAAAUUUGAAACAGAUAUUGAUUAUUGUAUUUUUUAGGGAAGUCAGGAGUGUGACUGUAAAUUGUAAUUACUGUCUACUAAACUUUACAUUUUUGCUCAAGAGUUGCUAAAAUUUUCUUA
Messenger RNA from Vigna radiata var. radiata (mung bean), 1446 nucleotides. RefSeq names its product protein CIA1. Gene Ontology annotation, molecular function: protein binding. Lineage: Eukaryota; Viridiplantae; Streptophyta; Magnoliopsida; Fabales; Fabaceae. The record is from RefSeq and is a predicted model, not a curated record. Gene Ontology annotation, cellular component: cytosolic [4Fe-4S] assembly targeting complex. The transcript has 11 exons. Bases 173 to 1198 code for a protein of 341 amino acids. Gene Ontology annotation, biological process: iron-sulfur cluster assembly.